Linum trigynum is the source of this 354-nucleotide messenger RNA. The record is from the annotation of a GenBank genome assembly. NCBI's taxonomy places the organism in Eukaryota, Viridiplantae, Streptophyta, Magnoliopsida, Malpighiales, Linaceae.
AUGAAUAACGAAUCUGUUCUCCUCCAACAAUACACCAAACCGUCACUCACUUCAUCUCAUUCUCAUCUCCUCACUGCCACGACUGGUUCUCAGCACCACCACCUCGUCCUUCCAUCAUCAUCGAAUUUCCUCCCUUCCCGUUGCUUCCGCCCGCCAACGUCUCAUCUCCCCACCGUCAAACACAUAGCCACCACCAGCCGACGAACACCAUCAUCAUCACUUCCCAGGCUACCUCACCAACUUACCUCGAUCAGAAGCAGGGCGUGGGACGUCCCAAAUCACCGGCGGCCAACGAAAGCAGCAACUCGCCUCGGUUCGCGUCGAGCGUACACCGCCUCCCGCCUCCGCAAGUAA